AUGGCUGCUAAAGUAUACAUUGUUUACUAUUCGACCUACGGGCAUGUCGAGAGACUCGCGCAAGAGAUCAAGAAAGGAGUCGAAUCCAUACCAGAAGUUGAAGCUAAACUUUGGCAGGUCCCGGAAACUCUCACGGACGAUAUCCUCGCGAAAAUGGGGGCCCCACCAAAGAACAACGACGUGCCGAUUAUUAGCCCGAACGAACUUGUGGAUGCUGAUGGCAUCAUAUUCGGUUUUCCGACAAGAUUCGGGAUGAUGGCCGCUCAAUUCAAAGCAUUUUUCGACUCGACCGGUGGCUUAUGGAGGACUCAAGCACUUGCCGGAAAACCUGCCGGAAUCUUUUAUAGCACCGGAUCUCAAGGCGGUGGCCAAGAAACCACACCAUUAACAGCCAUAACACAACUUACUCAUCACGGCAUGAUAUUCGUGCCUAUUGGCUACACGUUUGGAGCCGGGAUGUUUGAAAUGGGGGAAAUUAAAGGCGGGAGUCCUUAUGGUGCCGGGACAUAUGCAGGGGAUGGGUCGAGACAACCCUCAAGAAUCGAACUCGAGCAAGCUUUUCACCAGGGAAAACACAUUGCAGCCAUCACUAAGAAGCUCAAACAAACUACUUAA
Striga hermonthica is the source of this 615-nucleotide messenger RNA. The record is from the annotation of a GenBank genome assembly. Lineage: Eukaryota; Viridiplantae; Streptophyta; Magnoliopsida; Lamiales; Orobanchaceae.